AUGGCGACCACAACUGGCUUCCCGAACCAGGCAGACGCCAUGGAAAAGACAGAGCAUUACCUGCAACGAGAUGCUUCGCAAGACGCCAUGGACAGGAGGUCGGGCCAUGACACGAUGAAAGACGUUACCGACACGAGGUUAGACCAUGGGAAUGACGCCCGAGGAAAUUUUCGAAAUGAGGCUUCAAACAAUGUACAUGAUCGCAGGACCAGCACCGUUGCGAACUGCGUGCCCAACGUAGCUCUCUCGAGCUCCCUUUCUGACCCGGGACCUCCUCCUGAUGGAGGCCUUUGGGCAUGGCUUUGCGUCUUGGGGACGUUUCUGGUCGUGAUGAACACGUGGGGGGUGAUCAAUUCCUUCGGCGUCUUUCAGAGCUACUACGUCACAGCUCUUGACCGCCCACCAUCCGACAUUUCCUGGAUCGGGUCCAUCAACGUCUUCCUGCUCUUCUUCAUCGGCACCUUCACUGGCCGUCUGACCGACGCAGGGUUCUUCCGUCCACUAUCCAUCUCCGGGGCUAUCUUGACGGUAACCGGAACAUUAGCAACGUCAGCAUGCAGGCAGUAUUGGCAGAUAUUCCUGGCGCAAGGUAUCUGCGUUGGUAUCGGUAGUGGGUGUCUCUUCUGCCCUGCCGUUGCCAUCGUGUCAACGUAUUUCAACAAGCGUCGUUCGCUGGCGAUUGGCAUCACCGCUUGUGGCAGCGGAGUCGGGGGCAUAUUGUACCCGGUGCUGGUACGCCAACUAUUACCGAGAGUGGGCUUCGGGUGGACAAUGAGGACAAUCGGAUUUGUUCAAGGCGGUGGAUUGGCGAUUGCGGUCGCUGUCUUACGACCGAGGGUUCUUCCCCGUAAGACGGGGCAGUUCGUCGAAUGGUCGGCGUUCCGCGAGCUCGAGUACACAUCCUAUGCGUGUGGCUCUGUCCUGUGCCUGAUGGGAGCCUACUUCGCCUUCUUCUUCGUCGCCGCCUACGCUCGAGACAUCCAGGGCAUGUCGUAUACCAAGUCGCUAAACCUCGUCAUGAUGAUGAAUGGCGUUGGAAUGGUGGGCCGACUCCUGCUCACACAUCUUGCUGAUAGGUUUGGGAACCUUACCGUCUUCGUGCCUACUGCGGGAGCAGGUGCUUUGCUUCUGUUUUCCUGGAUCGCGGUCGCCUCUCCAGCGGGCGUAUAUGUUUGGGCAUCCUUUUCUGGCAUGGCUACCGGCGGCAUCCAGUCACUGUUCCCGUCCGCUUUGGCAUCUCUUACAUCUGAUCCGCAGAAGCAGGGUACUCGCAUCGGGAUGGUGUUUACGAUUGUGAGCUUUGCGGGUUUGAUCGGGCCGCCAAUCGGGGGUGCUCUUAUAUCGGCUGUCGGCGGUUCUUACGUUGGAGCUCAGGCCUUCGCAGGAACAUGUCUGUCGUUGGGGAUGGCAUUCAUGAUAACUGCCAGGGAAGUCAAGAGGAGGAAGAAGGGGCAAGAUAUGUGGAUGAAGGUAUGA
Messenger RNA from Colletotrichum gloeosporioides, 1476 nucleotides. Its product is annotated as Leporins efflux protein lepC. Gene Ontology annotation, molecular function: transmembrane transporter activity. NCBI's taxonomy places the organism in Eukaryota, Fungi, Ascomycota, Sordariomycetes, Glomerellales, Glomerellaceae. The record is from RefSeq and is a predicted model, not a curated record. The transcript has 4 exons. Gene Ontology annotation, biological process: transmembrane transport. Bases 1 to 1476 code for a protein of 491 amino acids. Gene Ontology annotation, cellular component: fungal-type vacuole membrane.